Molecule: messenger RNA, 996 nt
Organism: Eruca vesicaria subsp. sativa (arugula)
Lineage: Eukaryota; Viridiplantae; Streptophyta; Magnoliopsida; Brassicales; Brassicaceae
Source: the annotation of a GenBank genome assembly
AUGCUUGAUGUGUCUGUUACAUUGAGCCUGUUCGAUGCUCAAGCUGUGGCUUUCCACAACAGACUCGAAGAAAUGCGUGUUGACCGAAGAAUGGUUGCUGCUACGAGUAUUAAUACUAAGAUGGUUGGAGGACGUUUGUUCCGUAAUGCUAUCUCAGGGACCCACAUUCACUUCGACAAGGGAACAACAGCUGGAGAAGUCUAUUUCUACAGGCUGGUCGCAAGGGACACUGGACUUCCCCCUGCAGCCCCUCUUCUGAGAGGAUAUGCUAAGGUGGAGGCCAUCACCGUAUCUGAGCUCAAUAGUUUUAUCAUAACUGCUCCAUCUCAGGAUAUUGAUUUCAUAUGCACUGGGCAUGGUGGUGUUACAUUGCGUGCUCUAACUGCAGCAAAAAAGCUGGAACGCACCGUCACCUCUUUCACCUGUAGGACGUGUGACAAUUCCCAUGCUGUUGGCUCUCUUCGCUAUCGUGUUGAGAUGUCCAUAUCAGAUGCUAAUGGAGAAAAUGUGUUUGUUUGCUUUGAUGGUGUGAUGACAAAGUUGCAUAACCUCAAAGCAAGCGAUGCUGCUGAAAUGCUGGCUGCAGACGGUGUAAACCCAGAAGAGACACAGCUGCCUCCGUUCAUUGGAGAUAUGGAAGGGAAGACAUACACUUUCCAAGGCAGGGUCAGUGCGUAUAACUUCACGCCUAACCAUAAGACAUUCACUAUCACACGUAUCAUCGAUGAGCGUGACCGUGUUCCAAACCCUGACUUCAGCGACAAUGGAGGCAACAAUGAUGACAGGAACGACAACACAGAUGGCAGACCAGUCUCAGUUAGUAUGGAGAUUGGAGGGAGCAUUGGCAAAGCGACCCCUAAUGCUGCUGCAACUCUCACUAAUGUUGAGCCAGAACAGUUGGGAAGCUCAAGUCUGGAGGUGGUGGAGAAGGCGCGUAUCGCUUUGUUUUGGAGUUUGAGGAUCAGUCUCUGCUUCUCUUUUUCUUUGUACUACUAA